Molecule: messenger RNA, 6075 nt
Organism: Mesorhabditis spiculigera
Lineage: Eukaryota; Metazoa; Nematoda; Chromadorea; Rhabditida; Rhabditidae
Source: the annotation of a GenBank genome assembly
AUGGACAUGGAGGCGGAGCAGUACAAUAUCCAAUACAGUAUCCACAACAACAACAAACGGCGAAUGUGGCCGGGGGACAGCAACAGCCCCAAAUGCCGUCCAGCCAACCUACUACCUCCAGCGAUCCUCAACAACAUUUUGUCGCCCAUGGACAUCCAAAUCCAUAUGCACCAAUGGCACCCCCACAUCCACAUCCCGCAUAUAAUGAUGCAACAGGCCCAAAUGGAGAUGGGCCAACUCCAGCAACGUCUUCAUACCCUCUAUCAACAGCCACGGACACCUAUGAUUGAACAGGAAAUACAUUCCUACGAAAAGAGGGCACAAUAUCUACAGAGCCAACUGCACGCCGCCGUCCCUCCCCAAACAGCCCCCAAUCCCUAUAUGCAAGGGCCACCAGGGGGAGGAGGAGGAGGACCACAACAAGGAGCAGGAGGACAACAACCUGGAAUGGGAGGACAACAACAACAUGGAGGAGGACAGAGACCGGUUGAAGUGUCACAGAGCGGAAAUGGACCCAUACAGGUGAACAUCAAGCCGGAUGCGCCAGGACGGACCCUCAUCUCCGUCUACCACCACAACUACCCGGAAGGCCAACCCCCACCGGGUGGAGCAUUCGGAUCUCCAAAAGACUCUGUCCCUCCCGAACCUGUCCCCUCUACAAGAACAACACCGCCACAAAUACCACAACAUAUCAAUGGACAUUCAUAUCAACAACAACAGGUGCCUCCCCACCACCAUCCAGCGCCAUCUCAACCCCCGGCCGCAUUGCCACAUCAGAAUGCCUAUUCUGUGCCCCCAUCUACCCCCCCUCGUGCUCCCCAUCCACAAUCACCGCCACGGGAAGAGGAGGAAGAGGAGCAGCAACUUCAACAGAGCUCGAUUUCUGACGAGCAGCCGAAGCCUUCGCCCUCAUCAACAACUGCCGUCUGUCCAGAAGAACCGGAAAGAAUCCGGGAAAAUGGCAAUCAUACGGAAGAAACAGACGCCAUUCCGGAAGAAAUUCCCGUGAAGACGGAAACGCCAACGAUCGAGGAAGAGGAGCCGGAAAAGAAGCCUGAACGGCCGGAAGUACCUCAAGAAGCUGAAGACGUUCAAGCUGAAGCCGCCGAAGAGGCAGCGGAACCGGAAAAAGAAGCUGAGCAACCGAAAGAAUCGGAAAUUCCGGAACCAGAAACACUGAAAGAACCGAGCCCGGAACCUGAAGCCGAAGCCGAAAUGCCUGAAGCGGAAGUGAAAGAAGAGGAGGAAAUGCUUGCUUCUUCCGGAAUUCCGGAACCGGAAGAACCGGAAAAACAAGUGGAAGAAGAAACGGCUGAAGUAAAGCAAGAGGAGCCGCAGGUCUUUGAGGAACCGGAAAAGGAAGCCACUCCCGCCCCGGCGAUUCCCGUAAUUGAGGAAGAGCUCGUGAAGGAAGAGCCGGAAGCCGAGGCAGUUCCGGAGACAGUUCCGGAAGUUCCGGAAGUCGAAGAGGCUGAGGUCGACGAGAAGCCGGCUGCUGCUGAAAAGGCCGAGGCCAACGAGGAGGCCAUUGAGGAUGAGGAGGAGGGAACCUCCGAGCCAACCGUCGCUGAAGAAGAUGAGGUCGAAGAUGAAGCGGAAGAAGCGGUGCAAACGAUCACGUUCCUGUCUCGUGUCUACGAGUACGGUAUCCAUGGCCCAUUCCUAAUUGUCGUCCCCCUAUCCACAAUCCACAAUUGGGUCCGAGAAUUCGAGACGUGGACUGAUAUGAAUGCUGUUGUCUAUCAUGGAUCCGCUGCAGGGAGACAGAUAAUCGAGGGCCACGAGAUUUACCACGAAAAGCCGACCGGCAGUGACGAUAAGAACAAAGGAUUGUGGCGGAAGGGAAUCUGCAAACUCGACGCCCUGAUUACCACCUUUGAAAUGGUCGUCACAGAAGUCGAAUUUCUGCGAAAAAUCAACUGGAGAGUCUGUGUCAUCGAUGAAGCACAUCGACUCAAGAAUAGAAACUGCAAACUGCUCACUGGUGGUUUAUUGUCUCUCCGUAUGGAGCAUCGUGUCCUCCUCACCGGUACUCCACUGCAGAAUAACGUUGAGGAGCUCUUCUCCCUUCUCAAUUUCCUUCAUCCCGAGAAAUUCGGAAGUUCCGACGAGUUUCUUCGCGAGUUUGGCGAGUGCAAGACUGACGAACAGGUGACGCGCCUCCAAGAGAUCCUGAAGCCAAUGAUGCUGCGCCGUUUGAAGGAAGAUGUCGAGAAAUCCCUGCAGCCAAGAGAAGAAGUCAUCAUUGAAGUACAAUUGUCUGAUGCCCAGAAGAAAUAUUAUCGCGCCAUUCUCGAGAGGAACUUCACACAUUUAUGCAAAGCUUCAGGUGGUACCGCGCCCUCGCUGAUGAAUGUGAUGAUGGAAUUGAGGAAAUGCUGCAAUCAUCCAUUUCUCAUUCAAGGAGCCGAAGAACAGAUCGUCGCUGAGGUCCGCCUCCUGCACCCGGAAAUGGAUGAGGAUACGGCCCAAAGAAAGGCCCUUGUUGAUGCUUCGGGAAAGAUGGUGCUCAUCGAGAAGCUGCUCCCCAAACUCAAAUCUGAUGGCCAUCGAGUGUUGAUAUUCUCUCAAAUGGUCAAAGUACUCGAUCUCAUCGAAGAAUUCGUCUCCAAUCAUGGAUACCUCUACGAGCGGAUCGACGGAAAUGUGCGUGGAGAUCUCCGCCAAGCGGCCAUCGAUCGAUUCUCAAAGAAGGAUUCGGAUCGUUUUGUAUUCCUUUUGUGUACUCGUGCCGGUGGAUUGGGAAUCAAUUUGACGGCCGCUGAUACCGUAAUCAUCUUCGAUUCGGAUUGGAAUCCACAAAAUGAUCUCCAAGCACAAGCGAGAUGUCAUCGUAUUGGACAACAGAAAAGUGUCAAGGUGUACCGGCUGAUCACGGCGAACACGUACGAAAGGGAAAUGUUCGACAAGGCAUCCCUCAAAUUGGGUCUCGACAAGGCUGUAUUGCAAUCGACGACUGUUAUGGAUAAGAAGGAACAGCUCACCAAGAAGGAGAUCGAAGAAUUGCUGAAGAAGGGAGCAUACGGCUCGAUAAUGGACGAAUCAUCGGAAGGAUCGAAAUUCUCUGAGGAAGAUAUCGAGACAAUUCUCUCGCGAAGAGCCACUACAGUAACCCUUGAGGCCGGAGUGAAAGGGAGCACCUUCUCAAAGGCUUCUUUUGGAUCAUCAAAUAACACCGAAGAGAUCGAUAUUGAUGACCCCAAUUUCUGGAACAAGUGGGCCGAGAAGGCGAACGUCGACCUGGAGAAGGUGAGGGAGCGACAGAGCGGAAAGCAGCUCAUCAUCGCCGAGCCGAGGAACCGGAAGAAGAGAUUCGAAGAAGACACCCUAAAAGAAGGCGAAGGAUCAGGAUCUGAUGAAUCAGAAAUGGGAGCAAAAGGAAGAAGAGAUCGAGCGCGAAAGAGAAGAAAAGGAGUGGAGGAUGAUGAUGAUGAAUAUGUUGAGAAGCUGAUUGGGUCGUUUGGCUGGGGAAGAUGGAAGCUGAUCAAAGAACAAGGGGAUGUUGAUGCGAACGAGACCGAACUUGAACACCUUGCCCGUACCCUAAUCCUCCACAAUCUUCGUGAUUUCCGCGGUGAUGAGCGGACAAAAGAAUAUGUCUAUGCUGUCAUCGAACCACUUGAUGCUCGAAACUACAAACAAGACACCAGGAAUAAGCUAACUUCCGGUUGGGCGGCACUCCCCGAGUACAAUCCACCGAAUUUCGCCCUCGACGCCUCAUUCCAACGGCAUAUCCACAGAUACUCGAACAAACUGGUCUCCAAAGUGGAAAUCAUGCAUUUCUUCUUCGAGGGAAUUCUGAAAGAUCGACGAGGAGACAUUGAAGAGGGAAAGAAGGCAGAAGAUAUCGAAGUGACAUUUGUGCCUCCAUUGGAAGGAAUGGCUAUCGAUGGAUGGGAUAUCAAUUGUGACAAAUCUCUCAUCAUUGGAUGUUAUAAAUACGGCAUGGAAAAUCCGGACGCGAUGAAGGCGGAUGAGACGCUGCUGAUUGCCACGUUUCCCAUCAAAGAUUGGGAUGUCGAUAUUACGGCGGUGGAUUGGAGUGCUGUGAGAAAGCGUUCCCCGAUGUUCGACAAGAAGACCGACAGCGACCUGCAAGCCCACAUGUUUGCCGUGUUGGCACAGUGCUUCAAGGCAAAAGGCGCAGCGACAGACAUGCCACAAGCAUUCGCAGCCGCGGCCCCAAUGUCCGAAGAUCUAUUGAAUAGCAAUACAGCACAAUCUAUAUUGGGAAGACUGCAACUAUUGAAGAAGAUCUCAAUGGUCUGUGAAGGAGGAAGAGAUGGGCUGGAUGAAAUGGACGAAAAGAUUGGAUUGUGUCCCAGAGAUGGAUUGCCAAGUGGAUGGACUGAGGAGCAUGACAAGGAAUUGUUGAUGGUAGCCAACGAGUACGGUAUCAAGGAUAUCUCAGUGAAUAUCCUCGGGAAACCCCUCUUCCAAAAGAUCAUCCGCCCAUCCGAAUCUCUUCUAUUUCGUCGCGUAAUCGAUUUGUCGGCCACGAUGUUGACUGGCAAAUAUUCGCCGCAGGAUCCACAGGAAUAUAUGCUCGAUGAAUUGCAGGAAGAAAAGCCACGCCCACAGGCAGCAGAAACAAGCCAACAACAACAGCAACAACAACAAAUGCAACAAAUGCUGGCGGCUCAUUUAUUGGGAGCAGCAGCUACGGCAGCUGGAACUCCAUCAACCUCUGGAGGAGCAGGAGGACAACGAGCAGGAGGACAAAGUGGAGGACAGAGGAGCAGGAAGAGACCCGCCAAGGCUGCACAACAAGAUGCGGCAGCCGAGCUAUUGGCGGAACAAAUGCAGGCGGCAAUGUUGCAACAAUUGAUGAUGGCCACAGCACAAAGCGGAAGUGCACAGGGAGGCAAUACAAAGGAUGCCGCUGCUGCUCAGCAACUCCUUCUUCUAUUGGCACUCACCCAGCAACAACAACAACAACAACAAACACAACAACAACAACAGCAACAGGCUCAACAAACGGCACAACAACAACGCCAAGCGCAGAACGAGGCGAACCAACUGGCAGUGAUUGGCGCAUUGAUGGCAUGUACGAGUGGAGAUGAUAUGGCUGCAUUGACGGCACAACAGAAACAGGCACUCAUGCUUAUGAUUCAACAGCAAGCCACCGCCCAGCAACAACAACCAUCCACAUCACAGACCACCCAACAACAACAACCCGCCCCCGCCAAGCAGACGCAACAAAAGGCCACUCCCUCGUCUUCAAAGCCGUCCACCUCGUCAGCUGCUUCCGCUUCAAAAGCCCAAUCGGAUGCGACAGCAUUGGCUGCACUUGCUGCUGCUGCUAGCUAUUCAUCUGGGGAUAAUGCUGAUAUAUUACUGCAACUGCAACAAGCACAAUUGGCUGCUUAUGGAUUGACGAUACAGGACUACGUUCUCCUCUCCCAAGUACCACAAGAGACAAAAGUCCCCUGUCGACACCGUACCACCUUGGAGAUGUUGCCCGCUGAUCAACAACCAUCUGUCCAAAAUCUCAUCCAAUUCCUCGACAAGAAUCCACAGUAUAAGGUGGAUCUCCGCGGCGAGUCAGCCUCAGCCACCCCACAAAGGAGCAAGACAGCAACACCGGCGCAGUCGACCCCCCGGCCAGUGGCCACGCCCACUCCUGUCGCUACACCAAAACCGACAGCUGUUGAACAACAACAACCAUCCACAUCUGCUGAGGGACCACCCGAAUUGAAGGCGGAAGAGGUGAAGGAGGAAGAGCUGGAGCUGAACCUCGACUCCAAGACGCAGACGAUGCUGCUACAGGCUGCUGCUGCACAGGGUUACUCUGGUAUGAGCGGAAUGCCCUCAACAAGUUCAUCCAAACAACAGCAGCAGCAACAACAACAGUCGGCCGAAGAACAGGCGCUGGCCGCCUACCAGACGAUGGCGUUGCUCGGAGCUUUGAAUGGGAAUCAAGCAGCCGCCUCCGCUGCCUCCUCCAGUGCCGCCGCCCAACAACAACUUGCCGCAGCGCUGAUGGCCGACCCAUCGGCAUUGGCCCUUCUCGCAGCCGCUCAGCAGCAGCAACAACAACAGCAGCAGCAGUCGAGCAGCAAACGGAGGAAGGAA